Messenger RNA from Hydra vulgaris (swiftwater hydra), 4378 nucleotides. RefSeq names its product splicing factor 3B subunit 1. Gene Ontology annotation, cellular component: catalytic step 2 spliceosome; U2 snRNP; U12-type spliceosomal complex. Gene Ontology annotation, biological process: spliceosomal complex assembly. Gene Ontology annotation, molecular function: mRNA binding. NCBI's taxonomy places the organism in Eukaryota, Metazoa, Cnidaria, Hydrozoa, Anthoathecata, Hydridae. The record is from RefSeq and is a predicted model, not a curated record.
ACAAAACAAACAGCGUCGGCUAAAAGCAAACGGUGGCGGCUUGUGGGUAUAAUUCUUGUCUAUAUCCUGGGAACUAUUCAGAUCAUAAAACACGAAAAAAAUGGCUGCCGUUCAGCAAGAUAUCGAAUCACAAAUAAAAGAACUCCAAAAUUUGAGAGGUAAUAAAAUAAAUGAUAAAGAUGAAGAAACCCAAAAAAAAGCCGGUAUUGCUUUUGGAACUGCAGUAGAAGCAGAGCUGUAUGGUACAGCCAGUGACAAGUAUGCUGGUUAUGAUAUGUCAAUUGCUACUAAUGACCAAGAAGAAGAUGAAGAUGAUUAUUCCAGUGCUCCAUUGGGUACUUCAAAACUUUCUUCUUUUACUGCACCUCAAGCAGUUUUAAAAGAUCUUGCAAAAAAUGGUGCAGAUGUGGAUCCCUUUGCUGCAACAAGAAAACCAACAAUUGCUGAGCGUCAAAACGAAUAUCAGCAGCGUAUGCGAAAUCUGAUGAUUUCUCCAGCCAGAGUAGAUCCAUUUGCUGAUGGGGGUAAAACACCAGAUCCAAAAUUGCGUUCUUAUCACGAUGUCCUAAAAGAGCAAAAGUUGAUUAAAGAUCAGGCUGCUGUUGUAAAAAAAAUUCAAGAUAAAGCUAAAGCUGGAGAAUUGAAAGUCACAAAGCCAGCUAAAAAGCGAAGUGGAAGAUGGGAUCAGCCAUCAGGAGAAGAAGUUGCACCUAAAAAAAAAUGGGAUCAGGUUGAUACACCAUCAAGUACUAGAUGGGAUGAAACACCAGGAAGAUCUAAAGGUGCAGAAACUCCUGGUAAGGGUGGUGACACUCCAGGCACUGUACAAGGAAGUGAAACUCCAGCUGCUACACCUAUUGGUGAAGAAACUCCAGGUCGAACUCCUGGUGCAACCCCAAAAAUGUCAUGGGAAGCCACCCCAAGUUACAUUCAAGCAGGAUCUACUACUCCUGGUAAUGCUACACCUGGUGGAACUACACCAUCAGCUAGUUCUCGUAGAAAGAGAUGGGAUGAAACACCUGGUCAAUCUACUGAUACUCCUGGAAGAACUCCAGGAUGGGCAGAGACUCCUAGAACAGACCGACAGGGUUCAGAGACUCCUGGCAUGACUCCAACUCCUCAUGGUUCAAAGCGCAAAUCUCGUUGGGAUGAGACUCCUCAAAUAAAUGCUACACCUGGUAGUGGAACUCCACAUGCUACUCCUGCAGGGUCAGGCAUGGGUACACCUGCUGGAACACCAUCAAUAGUUGGUACACCAGGAGUUACUCCAGGAGGAACACUAGCUAUGCAAAUGCAAACUCCUACACCAGGGCACCUAAUAUCUAUGACUCCUGAACAAAUGCAAGCUUACAGAUGGGAAAAGGAAAUAGAUGAAAGGAAUCGACCAUUAACAGAUGAUGAACUUGAUACUUUAAUGCCAUUUGAAGGGUAUAAGGUUCUUCAACCACCUGCAAAUUAUCAACCAAUACGCACACCUGCUCGAAAGCUUAUUGCUACACCAACACCAUUAAAUAUGGGAACUGGUUUUCGAAUGCAGACUGAUGAAAGAGGCAACAUCAAAGGUGUUAUUGAUGAACAACCACCAGGAAAUCUUCCAAGUUUAAAGCCAGAUGACUAUCAGUAUUUUGACAAAUUGCUUGUAGAUGUUGAUGAAACAACAUUAAGUGCUGAAGAGCAGAGAGAGCGUAAAAUCAUGAAACUUUUAUUGAAAAUUAAAAAUGGUACUCCUCCAAUGAGAAAGGCCGCUCUACGACAAGUUACAGAUAAAGCUCGUGAGUUUGGUGCAGGACCUUUGUUUAACCAGAUUCUGCCAUUGCUUAUGUCGCCAACACUAGAAGAUCAAGAACGUCAUUUAUUAGUAAAGGUUAUUGACAGGAUAUUAUACAAGCUUGAUGACCUGGUCAGACCUUAUGUGCAUAAAAUUCUUGUGGUGAUUGAACCUUUGUUAAUAGAUGAAGAUUAUUAUGCACGUGUUGAAGGCAGAGAAAUUAUUUCAAACCUUGCCAAAGCUGCUGGCUUAGCUACAAUGAUUUCCACCAUGAGACCUGAUAUUGAUAACAUAGAUGAGUAUGUGCGAAACACGACUGCAAGAGCUUUUGCUGUUGUUGCUUCUGCCCUCGGUAUUCCUUCUUUGCUUCCCUUUUUAAAAGCUGUAUGUAAAAGCAAAAAAUCAUGGCAAGCACGUCAUACUGGAAUCAAAAUUGUCCAACAAAUUGCUAUUCUUAUGGGAUGCGCUAUAUUGCCUCAUUUAAGAAAUCUUGUUGAAAUUAUUGAGCACGGUUUAAUUGAUGAACAACAGAAGGUUAGAACUAUUACUGCUCUUGCUAUUGCUGCGUUAGCAGAAGCUGCAACUCCAUAUGGCAUUGAAUCUUUUGACAGUGUUUUAAAGCCACUUUGGAAAGGUAUUAAGCAACAUCGUGGUAAAGGUCUAGCUGCAUUUCUUAAGGCUAUUGGUUAUCUAAUUCCACUUAUGGAUGCUGAAUAUGCAUAUCAUUACACAAGGGAAGUAAUGAUUAUUUUAAUUCGAGAGUUUCAAUCUCCCGAUGAGGAAAUGAAAAAAAUUGUACUGAAAGUCGUUAAACAGUGUUGUGCUACAGAUGGUGUUGAAGCUAAUUAUAUAAAAGAAGAAAUAUUGCCUGAGUUUUUUAAACAUUUUUGGACACAUCGCAUGGCACUUGAUCGUAGAAAUUAUCGCCAAUUAGUUGAUACAACUGUAGAAGUUGCUAAUAAAGUUGGUGCAGCUCACAUAAUUGGCAGAGUUGUUGACGAUCUAAAAGAUGAAAAUGAACAAUACAGAAAAAUGGUUCUUGAAACAAUUGAAAAAGUUAUGUCAAAUCUUGGAGCAUCUGAAGUUGAUUCACGACUAGAAGAACAGUUAAUUGAUGGAAUUCUUUAUGCUUUUCAAGAACAAACUAAUGAGGAUGUAGUCAUGCUAAAUGGAUUUGGAACAGUAGUUAAUGCUUUUGGUGCGCGGACCAAACCAUAUCUCCCACAAAUAUGUGGUACUAUAUUAUGGCGUUUAAACAAUAAAUCAGCCAAAGUCCGUCAACAGGCUGCUGAUCUUAUUGCACGAAUAUCAUAUGUCAUGAAACUAUGUGGCGAGGAAAAACUUAUGGGCCAUUUAGGUGUUGUUUUGUAUGAAUACCUCGGUGAAGAAUACCCUGAAGUUCUUGGAAGUAUUUUAGGAGCUUUGAAGUCAAUUGUAAAUGUGAUUGGUAUGAAUAAAAUGACUCCGCCUAUUAAAGAUUUAUUGCCCCGUCUUACUCCGAUUCUUAAAAACAGACAUGAAAAGGUUCAGGAAAACUGCAUUGACUUAGUUGGAAGAAUAGCUGAUAGAGGUGCUGAGCAUGUAUCUGCUAGAGAAUGGAUGAGAAUAUGUUUUGAACUUCUAGAAUUACUAAAAGCUCAUAAAAAAGCUAUACGACGAGCUACAGUUAAUACAUUUGGAUAUAUAGCAAAAGCUAUAGGUCCACAAGAUGUACUUGCUACAUUAUUGAAUAACUUAAAAGUACAAGAACGCCAAAAUCGUGUGUGUACAACUGUUGCUAUAGCAAUUGUUGCUGAAACAUGCUCUCCAUUUACUGUCUUACCCGCUCUAAUGAACGAAUACAGAGUUCCAGAGCUAAAUGUACAAAAUGGUGUUUUAAAAUCGCUUUCGUUUUUAUUUGAGUAUAUAGGAGAAAUGGGGAAAGAUUAUAUAUAUGCAGUAACUCCUUUACUUGAAGAUGCACUAAUGGAUCGAGAUUUAGUUCAUCGACAAACAGCUUGUGCUGCAAUUAAGCAUAUGGCUAUUGGUGUGUGUGGCUUCGGUUGUGAAGAUUCUUUAACUCAUUUAAUGAACUAUGUUUGGCCUAAUGUUUUUGAGACAUCGCCACAUGUUAUUAAUGCGGUGAUUGAAGCCAUUGAAGGCAUGAGAGUAGGCUUGGGGCCUCUUCGGCUUUUGCAAUAUGUUUUGCAGGGUUUAUUUCAUCCUGCAAGAAAAGUUCGCGAUGUAUAUUGGAAAAUUUAUAAUGGCUUAUAUAUUGCAUCUCAGGAUGCUCUUGUUGCUGGCUAUCCAUCUGUACCAAAUGAAGGAGAAAAUAAUUAUUUACGUACUGAACUUCACUACUUUCUAUAAAAAGCGAAAAUAACUACUUGCAUAGGAAUUCCGCUACUUUCUAUAUAAAAUUAGCUUCCAUGUUAAUACCAAAUUUAGCUUUACAAUUGAAACCAUUUUUGUAAUUGUUUGUUUUGUGUGAGCAAAAAAACUUUCGUACGAACAACUAGCCAACACUUGAGAAACAAUCACUUGUAUAAUAAAUAGAAAUCCAAAAAAAUAAUUAAUGAAGACAAGUAUUCUAAUUUUGAAAGAAAAGAAAUCUUUUAAUAUGUCAUAUAA